CCGCCCGAGCCGGCGCUCGCGCGCGCAGCGGGACCGUGGCCGGCGCCGGGAGGCCUCCCGCGACGCCCGCGCGCAGAGCCCGUCGUCGGGCGACGAGCCCGAGCCCAGCCCCGGCAAGGAGAACGCGGGCCUCCGCGGCGCGCCCCCCCGAGGCACCGCCCCCGCGCCCCGCGCCGCGCGCCCCCCGCGCCGCCGCCGCCGCGAGUCCAGCUCGCAGGAGGAGGAGGUCAUCGACGGCUUCGCCAUCGCCAGCUUCAGCACCCUGGAGGCCCUGGAGAAAGAUAUGGCCCUGAAGCCACAUGAGAGGAAGGAGAAGUGGGAACGUCGCCUGGUCAAGAAGCCCCGGGAGUCAGAAAACUGCCCCGCUGCGGAGCCCAGUGAGAACAGGUGGCCCCUGGAGGCCGGCAGCCCCGGGCAGGACCUGGAGCCCGCCUGCGAUGGAGCCAGGAAGGUCCUGCUGCAGGCCUCCAAGCAGAUGAAGGUCAUCGUGUCCAAAGGGGGCGACCGGGACAGUGAUGAUGACAGCAUCCUCGAAGCCACCAGCUCCCGGUGGAGCAGCUCCCGAGACCCACUCAGCGAUAGCUCUGCGCAGGCGGUCUCGGGGAGAGGCUACUCCUGCGACAGUGAGAGCGGCCCGGAUGACAAGGCAUCGGUGGGCUCCGAGAAGCUCUUUGCCCCAGAAACCGAUAGAGCCCCAGCGCUUCAGAAGUCGGAGGCCAAGGCCGGGGCGGUGCCCAAGGUGUCGGGCCUGGAGCGCAGCCGCGAGCUCAGCGCCGAGUGCUUCCUGCCCGCGGCCAGCCCCGCGCCCCCUGCCGCGCCCUGUGCAGGGCCCCCUCCCGGCGCCCGCGCCAGCCCCCUGGUGAAGAAGGAGCCCCCCGCCCCGCCCCGCCACACCCCGCAGCCGCUGCCCGCGCCCCCGCAGCCCCGCGGCCCGCUCCCGACACACGUGCCUGCGUCCCUGGGCGCCUUCGCGGGCCACGGCCUCGGCCAGGCGGCUGCCAGCGGCCUGCACAGCUUCAGCAGGAGCAGCAGCGUGGGCAGCAACGCCCAUCUGGGCCUGGGGAAGCACGUGUCGCUGUCACCACACGGGCCGGGCCCCCACCUGUCUACCUCACACCUGGCGCUCCGGUCCCAGGCGCAGAACCAGCACCACGCGGCCAUGUUCGCCGCGCCCCCGACACUGCCCCCGCCCCCGGCGCUGCCGGCCAGCAGCCUGGUCCUCCCAGGACACCCGGCCGAUGCCAGCCUGUCGGUCUCAUUCAGCCAGCCAAUCAUGUAUUGCCAGCCUCAUUCGGGGAUUCUGAUUGAUCACGAGCUGCUCAGGCAAGAGCUGAACACGCGGUUUCUGGUGCAGAGCGCCGAGCGGCCUGGCGCCUCCCUGGGCCCGGGGGCUCUGCUGCGGGCGGAGUUCCAUCAGCACCAGCACACACACCAGCACACGCACCAACACACACACCAGCACCAACACACAUUCGCCCCGUUCCCCGCGGGGCUGCCCCCGACGCCGCCCGCCGCACCCCCGCCGUUUGACAAGUACGCGCCCAAGCUGGACAGCCCCUACUUCCGACAUUCCAGCGUGAGUUUCUUCCCGUCCUUCCCUCCUGCCAUCCCGGGACUGCCCACCCUGCUCCCACACCCCGGCCCCUUCGGGUCCCUGCAGGGCGCUUUUCAGCCCAAGACUUCAAGCCCCAUUGAGGUGGCCGGCCGGGCUGGUGCGGUUCACACACUCCUGCAGAAAGCGCCUGGGGUGUCCGACCCGUACCGGGCGGUGGUCAGGAAGCCAGGGAGGUGGUGCGCCGUGCACGUGCAGAUCGCCUGGCAGAUCCACCGCCACCAGCAGAAGAUGAAGCAGAUGCAGCUGGACCCCCACAAGUUGGAGGUGGGUGCGAAGCUGGACCUGUUCGGCAGACCCUCCGCCCCGGGCGUGUUUGCUGGGUUCCACUACCCGCAGGACCUGGCUCGGCCCCUCUUCCCCAGCACAGGUGCCGCCCAUCCUGUCUCCAACCCAUUUGGACCCUCAGCCCAUCCCAGCAGCUUCCUGCCCACUGGCCCCCUGACAGACCCCUUCAGCAGACCAAGUACCUUCGGGGGCCUCGGGAGCCUGAGCAGCCACGCCUUUGGGGGCCUGGGCAGCCACGCACUGGCUCCCGGUGGCAGCAUCUUUGCCCCUAAGGAGGGCUCCUCUGUGCAUGGCCUGCCCAGCCCCCAUGACGCCUGGAACCGGCUGCACCGGGCCCCGCCUUCCUUCCCUGCACCACCCCCAUGGCCCAAGUCUGUGGAUGCUGAGCGAGUGUCAGCCCUGACCAACCAUGACCGAGAGCUGGACCACGGCAAGGAGGAGCAGGAACGGGACCUGCUGGAGAAGACGCGCCUGCUGAGCCGGGCCUCGCCCGCGACCCCCGCCGGCCACCCGGUCAGCGGCCUCCUGCUCCGCGUCCAGGGCGAGCCGGGCCGGGCCGGGGUCCCCGCGGAGCGCGAGGCCGAGCCUCGGGUCAAGGAGAGCCGCUCGCCCGCCAGGGAGGACGGUGCCAGGACGGCCGCGCGCGCCUCGCCCCGCGGCGACGUGAAGGUCAAGGAGGAGCGCGGGGAGGACGAGGCGCCUGAGCCCCCGGCGGGCGCCCCGCACCCCGCGCCCCCGCAGCUGGGCCUGGGCCGCGAGCGCCUGGGCGCGGGCUUGGCGUGGGAGCCGCCGCGCGAGCCCUUCCGUGGCCUGGAGCCGCCCCGCCGCGCCUUCCCCGCCGCGUUCGAGCCCCCGGAGCGCCCCUACCGCGAGCGCGAGCCGCACGACUGCAGCCCCGACCGCCCGCGGCCGCCCCCCGCCCUGGACGCCGCGCUGCCGCCCCCGCUGGGCGCCCUGCACUUCCCGCGCCUCGCGCCCGCCGCGCUGCACAACGGGCUCCUGGCGCGGACCCCGCCCGCCGCCGCCGCGCUCGGCGCGCCGCCCCCACUGGUGACCGCGGCCGGGCCCCCCACGCCCCCCGGGCCGCCGCGGAGCAGGACUACGCCGCUGGGGGGCCUCGGGCCGGGCGACGCUCGCGACUACUCGCCCUCCCGCAACCCCCCGGAGGUGGAGGCGCGGUAGUCCCGGCGAUCGAGAACUCGGGGUCCCGGCGAUGCGAUCGAGGACUCGGGCCCGCUCCGCCCGCGCCGCCACCCUCCGGGCAGAAGAGCCGUGUUUGUACCUUUCCCCAACAGAUGAGAAGUGUUUUUAAUGGAUUUGUAUUUUUCUUAAUUUUAUGCUCUUUAGACAUUUAAAGGAACCAAAAAAGAAACUUUGGCUUCUUUGUUUUCGGUUGGGAUUUGCAGUUCGAUGGCCUCAGCUCCUUCUCCGCGUCCCCAGGGUUUCUUUGUCUUAUUUAUGGAGAAAAACCGGUCACUUUGUCCAGCGCACUGUGAGGCCCCACUCAGGCCAGCCCUGGCCCCCUUGGUACUUGCAACCGAAGUUACAGAUCUAUAUUAAAAUAAUAAUAAUGUACAAAACUUUGUUUUUUGCCUUAUUCUAUUAUGCAGAAGUGUAAGAGGAUUUUUUGGUUUGUUUUUUAAAAAGCAAACGAAACGUGUAAAUAGUCUGUUGAUACAAAUGUAUGACGUUAUUAAAUUCUUAACCUAGAUAGACUUUAUAAAAACGGUUUCCAGAAACCCCUCUGGUCCUGGUUGUUUGUCUAACAAACAUGGUCACAAAAACCCAGGUGCUGCCAGUUGUAAACGUUCUCAGAAGCUAACUGGCAGCAGCUUUCCGUCAACUAUGCAAGUGCUCCUCAGCCGGCUGGCAGCUCUGUUGGUGGCGGAGGAAUCUUCCUCCUGCGACCUCCCAGCCCCUGGGUCCGUGGAGGGGUAGGGUCCCCCCAGCAGGGCCCCUGGGCCAGGAGAGCAGCACUCCUGGGUGGCUCGUGUGGGCUUCAGGACUGGCUGGCUCCAGCUGCAAGGGCGAUUCUGUGGAAGUUUGUGUGGAUGGUGCGGUGUUCUCAAAAUCUGUAGACCAGACUCAUGGCGAUUUAGAAGCGCAAGAGUGUAAAGGCUGAUUACAAAAAAAAAAAACAAAAAAACUUGCUGUUGUGUUUUCUCCCAUCUGAGGCGUCAGCGUCGCCUCUGCGCGGUCCCAGCCUCCCAGGCCCCUGGCCUGGCCUCCUCUCAGUUUGGGUUUUGCCCUCACCCACAUGAGCCCCCCAUGUCCUGCCCUCCCUCCCCAAGGCCUUCUGUGUUCCCUGCGUCGGGGUGGUGUCCCUGCUGGCGUUCCCAGCACCCCGGGUCAGCCUCUGGGCCACUUGCUUUGUUCAGUUCUGUUUCAGCCACGUUUCCACAGUGGACCCUGCUUGUUUUAUUCUGUCCCCAUGUCAAUCAGUGACUAUAUAAAUACAGCCUUCAUUUGGAUGAAA
Messenger RNA from Sapajus apella (tufted capuchin), 4376 nucleotides. RefSeq names its product fibrosin like 1 (gene FBRSL1). The record is from RefSeq and is a predicted model, not a curated record. The transcript is spliced from 20 exons. The coding region runs from base 284 to 3082 and encodes 932 amino acids. Lineage: Eukaryota; Metazoa; Chordata; Mammalia; Primates; Cebidae.